AUGCUCAACCAACCUAUCAAUCUGGACGUUUUCCGCAGACGCCUGGCAACCGUUGAUGCACAACCGCAAUUGGCGUUGCUUGGUUUUGUUACCGGCAUCGUUACAGCGGCUGUCAUUCUGGGUUUCCGCACCGUAGUGGAUGCGGGUCUUAUCUGGCUCCCCGGCGACAGCACGGAAAAUUUUGAAGGGUUGGACACCGUCACUCGCGCGAUACUGAUUAUGAGUGGCGCAGUCGUAUUAGGGUUAUUGCUCAACCGCUAUAAAUCGUCCGCACGGCGCGUCGGGGUUGUGCAUGUGAUGGAGCGUCUGAGCCUGCACCAGGGCAACCUGCCUUUAAAAAACGCGGUGAUUCAGUUUAUUGGCGGCGCCAUUGCGCUGGUUACCGGUCAAUCCGGUGGUCGCGAGGGGCCUGCGAUUCAUCUGGGCGCCACCGCCGCGAGCUUGCUUGGGCGCGCGUCCAGACUACCGAACAACAGUCUACGCACCAUGGUGGCGUGCGGUACUGCUGCUGCCAUCGCCAGCAGCUUCAAUACGCCUAUUGCCGGUGUCAUUUUUGCAAUGGAAGUGGUGAUGAUGGAAUACACCAUUGCCAGCUUUAUCCCGGUUAUCGUUGCUGCGGUAACAUCAACUCUGAUCACGCAGUUUGUGUACGGCAAUGAACCGGCUUUUAUCGUUGCUCCCUCAACCAUGCAUUCGCUGUUCGAAAUUCCCUACCUGGUUCUAGGUGGCAUCCUCAUUGGCUGUAUCGCCGCAGGUUACAUCCAGUUAAUCCAGGCGUUUGCCCGUUUGUCAGAACAGCCUUUAUGGCAACGCAUCGUCAUGGCCGGCGCAAUCACUGCAACCGUUGCGGUAUUUGUGCCACAGGUUAUGGGCGUCGGUUACGACACGGUGAACCAGUUAAUGGUUUCUGAAGUAUCGAUCGUGGUGCUGUUAUUGAUUUUAUUGGCAAAAGUGGUCACCAGUGCCGCAGCGGUCGGUUUAGGAAUGCCUAUCGGUUUGAUUGGCCCAAGCCUGUUUAUCGGAGCGAUCCUCGGUAGCUUAUUUGGCAGUUUGCUGAUCAGUUGGGAAGUUGCCGAUGUUUCUCUCGGGCUGUACGUUAUGUUGGGUAUGUGCGCGAUGAUGGCUGCCGUUUUACAGGCACCCCUGGCGGCGUUAAUGGCGGUGAUGGAACUGACCGCCAACACCAAUAUUAUUUUGCCGGCAAUGGUUAUAAUCGUCGUGGCCACCAUGGUCACCAGCCAGGUUUUCCGGCAGCGCUCUGUGUUCAUCACCACGCUAAACACCUUGGGCCUGCAAUAUCCGCCUAACCCGGUAACACUGCAUCUGCAGCGGGUUGGCGUCACCGCCAUCAUGGACAGAUCUUUUGUGCGCCUGCCAUCACAGAUCAGUGUAUCCGAGGCGGAGGAAACGCUUGCAAAAAAACCGCACUGGAUCAUCGUCGAGGACAAAGACGCUUUGCCCACUGCGGUGCUGAACCCAUCCGACCUGGCCGCUUUUGUUGAACUCAGGCAAACACGAGAGUCUGAGCAAUUAGAGUUGAUUGAAGACCAGGCGGAUGAAAAAAUCCGCCUCUUACAGAUACCCGGUCAGCGCAUGGAUGUGACCACCAUUGGCGCAGAGGCCACGGUGAUGCAGCUGCAGGAACUGCUGGACAAGACACAAUCUGAAGCCUGCUGCGUGACUCGCACCACCGCGCCGAUGAUUAAACCCAUUAUUGGUGUUGAACACGUCGGCAUGACCUUUUACUUGUGGCUUAAAGCUUUCCACAUCAUCUUCGUUGUCACCUGGUUUGCGGGCUUGUUUUACAUGCCGCGGCUGUUCGUCUACCACUCUGGCGCAACUGACGAGGUCAGCAGAGAACGCUUCAAAGUGAUGCAGGCCAAACUCUACAAAAUCAUCAUGAACCCCUCGAUGAUCGCAACCCUGGUACUAGGCACAUGGCUUCUGAUCGAAAGCUGGCAGGCAUUUUCCGCCCAGGGAUGGAUCUGGCUAAAGUUAUUAUUUGUCAUCGCACUGAUCGGAUAUCAUCAUUACUGCCUGCGGAUCAUCAAAGCGUUUGCCGAUGAUCGUGCCCUCCACAGCGAAAAGUUUUACCGCAUCUUCAAUGAACUACCCUCCCUGGUAUUGGUGGCUGUGGUCGACCUGAUUCGUCGUGCCAAGCGCAGCAUUCCCGGUGGCGUCAACUCACCUGUGCGCGCAUUCAAAGGCGUGGGCGGUGACCCGGUAUUUUUCAAUCGAGGCAACGGCCCGUACGUGUACGAUGUGGACAACAAUCAGUACGUCGAUUACGUGGGGUCAUGGGGACCCAUGAUUCUGGGUCACGGCCACCAGCCCACCGUGGACGCUGUUGUUGCUCAGGCACAAAAAGCUCUCGGCUUUGGUGCGCCGACUGAAGGCGAAAUCACGCUGGCAGAGGCCAUUAUCGAACGUGUCCCCAGCAUUGAAAAAGUGCGCAUGGUGAAUUCCGGUACCGAAGCAACGAUGUCAGCCAUUCGACUUGCACGUGGAUUUACCGGCCGCGACAAGAUUCUGAAAUUCACCGGCUGUUAUCACGGCCACUCAGAUUCACUGCUGGUAAAAGCAGGUAGUGGUGUACUGACGCUGGGCAUACCCAAUUCGCCUGGCGUACCUGCAGCCGUCGCCGCGGAUACGUUGAACGCACCUUUUAACGAUAUCAGCGCUGUGCAAGCCAUCUUUGCUCAGUACCCGGAACAGAUUGCCUGCAUCAUUGUUGAACCCAUUGCCGGAAAUAUGGGCUGCAUCCCACCGGUUGAAGGUUUUUUGGAGGGGCUUCAGGACAUUACCCGCAAGGAUGGCGCGCUGCUGAUUUUUGAUGAAGUCAUGACCGGCUUCCGCGUGCAUAAGGGCAGCGCUCAGGGCAUGUAUAAUAUCCAACCCGACUUAACCACACUGGGGAAAAUUGUUGGCGGCGGUCUGCCGGUUGGCGCAUUUGGCGGGCGCGCCGAUGUCAUGUCCUAUAUAGCUCCUGAAGGUCCGGUGUAUCAGGCAGGCACUCUGUCCGGCAACCCACUUGCGGUAAGCGCAGGUCUCAGCACUCUGUCGCACCUGGAUGACGCGUUGUACGAGCGCGUUGCACAAGCAACCGACGCGUUGGUUGCAGGCUUAAAGGCGUUGGCUGCCAAGCACAAAGUGCAAAUGGCCACGAAUCACGUCUGUGGCAUGUUUGGUCUGUUCUUUGAUGUGGAGCAGGUUGAAAACUUUGACCAUGUAUCAAACUCCAAUGUCGAAAAGUUCAACCGCUUUUUCCAUGCCAUGUUGGAUAAUGGUGUCUAUCUGGCACCUUCCGCAUUCGAAGCAGGAUUUGUCUCAGGCACACACAACAGCGAGGCAAUCGAAGCCACGUUAUCCGCAGCAGACCAAGCCUUUGCUGCGCUCUAA
This is a messenger RNA of Symbiodinium necroappetens, 3399 nucleotides long. The record is from the annotation of a GenBank genome assembly. Lineage: Eukaryota; Dinophyceae; Suessiales; Symbiodiniaceae.